ACUACCAUAACUGCCACAGAAGGCAAAAGCUGCUCAGAUGAUGAGACCACAAUGACAGCACCUGGAACUGACAUCAGUCAUGCCGGUGGUACAGAGGUGGCAGCAACUUGUACCACGGUUCCUUCAGUGCGGAAAAAGGGACAUGGAAUAUUAUCCAACCCAAAGUUUGCCUCAUUCACAGACCCUUUCAACCUGUCCAUCGAUGUCACAAAUAUUGAGGACGAGGAUGAAGAUGAAGACGACUCUGACUAUGAACCUAGUUUCAGCUUUGAAGCUGUCUUACCAGAUGAUGUUAACCAAAACUAUGAGGAAGCGGCAUUUGAAGAAGAGGCAUUUGGAAAAGAUGGUUGUGAUGAUGAUGCUGAUGCAGAAGAAGAGUCUGCAGAUGAUGACCCUUGUCCUGGCAUUCAAAGGCUAAAGAGCAUAUGGCGGGGAGUUUUACAUCACAUCACAAACAAGCACGAAUGGAUCCUGUCUCAAGGAACUGGAAUAAAUGGUUGUCUUCAUGAUCCUUUAUAUGAAAACGAAGUGCGUGAAAAACCCUGGCUUUCAACUUCAGACCAUGCAAGAGUUUUACAAGACCUGAGUGCUGUGAUCCUGGACAAUAGAUUCUUGAGCAAAGUGUCAUAUUACCUGAAUUACAGAACCACUGCUGACAUAGAAGUGUUUCACCAGUUAAUUUUGAUGCACUGUGCAAAGAGGUUUGCAUAUACACCGCCUGUGUACAGAAUCCGCAACCUAUUGGCAGCUAUCGACCACAACUACCACAGCAACAGACCUCUGAAAACCAACAAAGAUGGAGAAAUAAGGUAUCACAGAUGCUACAACAAAAAAAGCAAGCGCUGGUCAGUCUUUCCAGUAGCCAAGACCUAUGGCUACGUUCCAGAGAUGGCAGAAAUGCUGUACAAAAAACGGAUUAAGGAUAAAGUAGGAAUGGGCAAAAAAAUGGUCUUGGAAGAAGGUGAUCCAAGAAGACUGGCAAAACACUUGGCCCCAGAAUCCCCUCCAUCUACCUCAGCAAUUGUUCAGGCCAAACAGACCAGGUUCAAGAGAAAAUGAAAUUGAACUGAAAAAAGAAGUACUCGGUACUUAAAUUGUUUGAACAGAGCAACAAUAAUGUUGAUAUUAGAUGUAUUGCUAAUGAUCAAUUCUCAAUAAGAUUGAUGUCACAUGCAUUGUCUUUCUGAUUUACAUUGAGUAUGAUGUGAGUGAAAAAGUGUAUAUUUAAUAGAUUUAAGCACCACCUUUUUAUGCCUUCAGAUCGAAUGAUCGGGGUAUUAUGUUUUUGGCCUGUCUUUCUGUCUGUCAUCAUUGUAUGUGUGUGUCUGUCUGGCAUUGUAUGUGUGUGUCUGUCAUUGUAUGUGUGUGUCUGUCAUUGUAUGUGUGUGUCUGUCCCUAAUUUUUAAACUUGGCCAUAACUUUUGCAAUAUUGAUGAUAGCAACUUGAUAUUUGGCAUGCAUGUGUAUCUCAAAUAGCUGCAUAUUUUGAGUCGUGAAAGGUCAAGGUCAUCCUGCAAGGUCAAAGAUCAAUGUGAAAUAUUUGGGUGUGGGCAUUGUGUUUUACAAACACUGCUCUUGUUGAAAUAUAUAAUAUUCUCAAGUUUGAAAUUUCAUUCUUGUUGUUAAAAUUCUAUUUAUCUGAAAUCAUAAAAAAUAUUUAGUCAUACUUGGAUUGCUUGUUCAGGGGAACUUGAUUAGGCAGGUAUCCAUUAAUGAUUUUUACAUGGUCAUGGCCUUUUUUUGACUUUGACUUUUCAUUGUGAACGUUUAAGCCAAGGUCCCUGUCUAGGCAACUGUAAAGUUCUUUGGUUCACAUUAUGUUAUCCACACAAGGGAACACAUUUGUCAAGGCUAGGUAACCCUACAAUUAAUGGUCGCCACUUUUUUAUCUAACACUGGGCAAAGUGGAAGACGCUGGGAGUAGACAGCUGUUUAAAAGUUGGUGGCAACCUUAAUAAAUUGUUGAUGUAAGGAGUCUCUAUUAGUUAGAUUGAUUUGAUGAAAUGGUGUCAAAUGAUUAUGUACCUUCAGUGCAUUUUUGUGUUUAAGUUAAGUGAUUUCAAGACCAGAAGAUAAAUUAUUUUGUGAAUGAGGUUCAUUGCGAAAGGCAUAUGCUAUUGGAAGAAGCCAGGGCCCAUCAUAUCAAACAUCCUACGACAUUGGCACCAUGCGAUGCAAUUUUCAAAGUGCCAUACAUAUGUAACCAUCACGUUUAUAAUUACUUUUGUUGCACAUUUUCAAAUUAGCUGUCAAUUAUCCUUUAUAUUUGAAACUAACAGAUCAAAAUAACUUAUAUUUUAAUAUUUCAAAAUUCAAUCGUAAGUUAACCUUGUCGUACUAUCUUUGAUUAGACAGACCCCAGAUUAGCAAUGGCUCAGGUGAGUUGUGAAUGAUAUUCAAUUGUGUAAUGAUUUAAUAUGUUAAUAAAUAUUUCUGCUUGUAAUUGACAUGAUAUACAGUAAUUAUUUUGUUCUAAAAACAACUCAUAUUUUAUCAUUUAUGUUAGCCUUUAUUGUUGUUGCUUGCUGACUGAAUACAGAAUUCAUUGCAAUGUAUAUUUUUCAACCAUUGUCUUUUGGUUUCUGUGGAAAUGUGUUUAUUUUUUUUACAUAAUUUCAUUCAAAAUCUAACUAAAAAAUCAAAGUUCAAACAUAGUUACAUAGACCAUGGAUAUCAAUUAACAUUUUGAACACAUGAGCCAAACUUUUUGUAAAGAUGAAAAAAUAUUUUUUCUAAAAACAUUUGAGCGCAUCACAAAUUUUAGGGGCCAAGGCUACUCAGCUCGAGGUAAUAUUUAUAUCCUUGUAGACAUUAUCAAAAAAUAACAUACAUGUUACCUUUGUUGUAAUUUUGUCAAACAUUCAUCUUGACUUUAUAUGCUCUUAGCAUUGAAUCUUUGAAUGCAGCGUUCAAAAAAAAAACUAGAUAAAAUUACUUAAAUAAGUCAGAAGCAAAUGCAAAGCAGUUUGAUACUUGAAUUUUCUGUCUUAAGUUACUGACGUUGCAUGUUAUUUGUAAUGACUGUGCAGAUAUACUUAUGUAUUGGUUAACAUAUUGAU
Molecule: messenger RNA, 3059 nt
Organism: Dreissena polymorpha
Lineage: Eukaryota; Metazoa; Mollusca; Bivalvia; Myida; Dreissenidae
Exons: 6
Coding region: 52-1059 (335 amino acids)
Source: RefSeq, a predicted model, not a curated record